CAUUGCUGCUCUGCAGUCAGUUUCCUUCACGUUAUCCUGGCCUCAUCUGUGUGUCUUUGGCUGCUCUCAGAUCAGCGCCGCUCCGCCUCGGAAGACGGUUUUCGCGGUAAACUCGAGCCUGAGCCGCGGAAUCAGUCAGACCUAAGGAAACACCGCAAACAAUAGAGCCAUGCCGUCCAAUGUGGAGAUCAAAGCAAAGGUGAGCGACCCGACGGAGUUUGCAGAGAAGGCAGCCCGGCUCAGCCAAUCAGAGGGCACUAUCAUCAGGCAGCACGACACCUUCUUCAACUGUGGCCAUGGACGAUUGAAGCUACGAGACUUCAUGAAUGGGUCAGGUCAGUUGAUCUUCUAUGAACGUCCAGACACUGAUGGACCCAAACUGUCUCGUUACUCCAUCAGUCCAACCAACGACCCAACAAGUCUCCAGACUGUGCUGUCAGAUGCCCUCGGGGUCAAAGGUGAGGUGCGGAAGGAGCGACGGCUGUUUCUCAUUGGUCAGACCAGAGUUCACCUGGACACAGUGGAGGGACUGGGACACUACAUGGAGCUGGAGGUGAACACACACACACACACACACACAGUUAGUGGACAACAGUUUUCUCUGGGAAACACUGAGACAGUUGGUGAGACAAAUAAACAACUUUAUUGGCACAGUUAAGAAAAAUUAACAGACGAUGAAGAUGAUCAUCAGUUGCAGCCCUGCUUUCAUUUUAAAUACAGUUUUUUUGUAUUUAUGUUUUAAAGAACAUCUCAUUCAUCAGGAAAAAAUGUGUUUUCAUAAAAAUGUUUUCUCAGAAAAUUAGUCUUCUAUAAUACAAGAAUACCAGUCCAGUAUUUGUGAGGAAAGUAUUGUGUAAAAGAGAUUUGUCAUUAAGAGAGAGUGUCUCUCCUGAUAAGAGUUUGGUGAGUGGACGAAUAUAUCACCA
Molecule: messenger RNA, 926 nt
Organism: Lates calcarifer (barramundi perch)
Lineage: Eukaryota; Metazoa; Chordata; Actinopteri; Centropomidae
Exons: 4
Coding region: 170-658 (162 amino acids)
Source: RefSeq, a predicted model, not a curated record